AAUUGGAAUGGUGUACAAUGGCGGUAGUAGCGAAAAAAGGAAUUUACAUAGUAGCUGCUAAACGGACCCCUUACGGGAUGUAUGGAGGUCUGCUGCGUGAUACCCUUGCUGAAGACCUGUUCGCUACCUCAGCUGCAGCAGCGCUGAAGGCCAGUGGCAUGGCUGCAGAUCUUGUUGACACUGUCAACGUCGGUCAGGUAAUGUCGGUAACACAAUCUGGUUUAUCUGGCCGGCACGCAGCUCUAAAAAGCGGUAUUCCUGCCACACGACCUGUCCUCACCAUAAACAAGUUAUCUGGAUCGGGAUUUGCCGCCAUUAUUUGCAGUGCACAAGAAAUCUUGAUAGGAUCGGCAAAAAUUUCCUUAGCUGGUGGUAUGGAGUCCCUUUCCUCUGUGCCGUUCUUAGUCCGAGGCGUUCGUUUUGGGACACAAUUAAGAAAGGCUAUACAAUUUGAAGAUCACUAUCAGAAGUGCCUUUUUGAUACUUAUUGCAAAAUGUAUUUAAUACAAACUGCUGAUAUGGUUGCGGCCAAGUUUGGAGUGACCAGAAGAGACGCUGAUGAAUUUGCGUUUAGGUCAUAUCAGAAGUGGAAAGAGGCGGAUGCCGAAGGUGUUUUCAAUGAAGAACUAGCUCCAGUUGCAAUUAAAGUGAAGGACCGUGACGUUCUCAUGACAAGAGAUGAACUGCCGCUACGUGAUAUGACAUUAGAGAAAUUAAGCAGCUUGUCACCUACGUACAAAGACGGCGUCAGCACUUCUGGUAAUUGCUGUGGCAAUGCGGAUGGAGGUGGUGCAGUGAUCUUGACCGAUGAAGAAUCUCUAAAGGUUCAUGAGCUGAAGCCACUGGCUCGGCUGGUCGGCUGGUCGUCUGUAGCAUUGGAUCCAGUUAUGUUGGGGAUUGCCCCGGUCUUGGCUGUGAAAUCACUACUCAAGAGAACAGGGUUAACAAUGAACAACAUGGACUUGGUUGAGUUGCAUGAAACAUUCGCAGCUGCAACAGUAGCAUGUAUUAGAGAGCUGGACGUGGAUGAUGACAAACUGAAUGUAAACGGAGGAGCCAUCGCUAUCGGUCACCCGCCAGCUGCUACUGGUGCAAGAAUAGUGACAAACCUCACGCACGAGCUCAGACGACGCGGUUUGAAAAGAGCUUUAACAGCUGGUUCGAUCGCUGGUGGACAAAGCAUAGCUAUGAUCAUUGAAGCUGUUUGAGGAUCAAUCA
This is a messenger RNA of Spodoptera exigua (beet armyworm), 1218 nucleotides long. The record is from the annotation of a GenBank genome assembly. NCBI's taxonomy places the organism in Eukaryota, Metazoa, Arthropoda, Insecta, Lepidoptera, Noctuidae.